Chilo suppressalis (striped riceborer) is the source of this 1723-nucleotide messenger RNA. NCBI's taxonomy places the organism in Eukaryota, Metazoa, Arthropoda, Insecta, Lepidoptera, Crambidae. The record is from the annotation of a GenBank genome assembly.
CCAUAAAAAUAUGUUAAAGGUACUCUAGUAAAAUUUGAAAAUAUCCGAAGUAGAUGCAUCUGUUUCCGUACAAGGACUAUUACAACACACGAUUGAGCGUAUUGUGCUCAGUAGUGAUUCGGCAUUUAAUGAAUACUGCAAAAGAAAAGGUUCAAGGGAAUAGUCUGUUUGCCACUACUUUAGUACCUUUGCGUAUCGUCGUGGACAAUUUCGAAAUAUGGGUAAAUCCUACUCCGCAGUCAUACCGGUUUUGUAGACCGUUGCACAUUCAAUAUGAAAAAGAAACAGCUAAUCUAAUUCUAACGGAAAAAAGUCAGGUAGAGAAGCAAAUACAUGAAUUGACCCCAAUAAGCGUUAAAACAUCUCAAGGGCAUAACGUUACAUUUUCAUGUGAUCUGACUUUAAGCGUGAUAGAUGGAAAGGUACUUAAUAUAAUUACCGGGACAUCUUCCCAGUUUAGGUGCCCAUUUUGCAAAAUCACGGCUAGCCAAUUUAAUUAUUUGGAUCUUGCUCAGGUAGCACCGACGGCAAAAGAAACUAUGCGCCAUGGCAUUAAUCCUCUACAUGCCUGGAUUCGUAUAUUGGAGUUUUUACUGCAUCUUAGCUACAAAAACGAUGCGUUAGUGAGAAAAUGGCGAAUAAAUAAGAACUCUAAGGAAAGUGAAAUCGGUGAACGACGGAAAAUUCAAGUUCAGACCGAUUUGAGAAGUAAACUCGGGUUACUCGUCGACGUUGUCAAAUCUAAUUCCGGGACAACAAAUGACGGAAAUACGGCCAAGACUGCAUUAUCUGAUAAAAACCAAGCAAUCUUCACCGAUAUAUUAGGUCUGGAACCUUGGCUCGUAGAAGGACUACAUAUUGUGCUAGUCACGAUAUCGUGCGAGUUUGCCAUAGACGCAAAAAAAUUUGGCAACUUUUGUCGCACAUUGGCUGAAAAAUAUGUCCGUUUUUAUAGUUGGCACCCGAUGACAGUAACAGUUCAUAAAAUCCUCAUGCACGGUGAAGAAAUUAUUGCGUCCAGUGCACUGCCCAUCGGUAUGCUAUCUGAACAAGCAGCUGAGUCCUGAAAUAAAUUCUGGCGUUCAGACAGAGAGCAUCAUUGCCGAAAAAUGAACAGGAGAACCACAAUGACGGACCUCUUUCACCGUGCCCUAGAAUCAUCAGACCCGUUUAUUUCUAUGGCAAAUAUCAGCCAACGUCGAAAAUAUUCUAAGCGAUUUCCCUUGCCUUCAGCUGUUUGCGAGCUCUUACAACCAAUUGAUGCAGAUCGUUUGCCGUUAUUCGAAGCAGAGGAAGAUGCUGAAGAUGAAGAUUUUUCGAACGUCGCAAAUGCAAGCAACCUAGAAUUAUUAAACGAAGAUGAUUUAUUUGUAUAAAAGUUAAAGUAGAUGUGUUGCAUAAAGAAGGUGCCGGCAGGUGAUGACACUAUCCUAGAUUGAUUUUAAAUGUGAAUGAAUUUCUAAAUCCAAAAUUUCAUCACAAUCGUUAGAUCCGUUUCCGAGAAACCAAUUACAUACCAAUAUAUUUAUAUAGGUACAUACAAUAAUUGCUCGUUUAUAGUAUAGGAUGUGUGUUAAAUUUUUUCAAACAACAUAGUUUAUUUUUUCGUUGCCAUUUAGCGUGUAAGGCAAAAUUAAAAUGUGGUCGUCAAAAUUAAAACAUAAAGUAUUCCUACAUUAUCACAUCUACAUUAGGUAGGUAGUAUAUGUAAGUAUAUUGUAUU